CUGGCCCGCCGGUACCUGCGCGUCGUGAUCAGUACCAUGGACAGCGCCCGCGCCGCCGGUCCCGGGAUCCUGGACGCCGCCGGCUUCUGGCACGUCUGGCAGCGCUUUGACCCGGAUGAAAAAGGUUACAUAGAAGAGAAGGAGCUUGAUGCUUUCUUUCACCACAUGUUGACGAAAGUGGGUACCGAUGAUGCUAUCAUGGAAGAAAAUCUUCAGAAGGUGAAACAGCAGAUUAUGGCUGCCCACGAUGUCUCUAAAGACGGUCGUACACAGAUGAAAGAGCUUGCCAGCAUGUUCUUGUCUGAGGAUGAAAACUUUCUUCUGUUCUUUCGCCGGGAAACUCCCUUGGACAGCAGUGUGGAGUUUAUGCAGAUCUGGCGCAAAUAUGAUGCGGACAGCAGUGGCUUUAUCUCAGCCGCUGAGCUUCGAAACUUCCUCCGAGACCUCUUCCUCCACCACAAAAAGGCCAUUUCGGAGGCUAAGCUGGAUGAAUAUACUGGCACCAUGAUGAAGAUCUUUGACAAAAAUAAAGAUGGACGGUUGGAUCUUAAUGACUUGGCCAGGAUUCUAGCUCUUCAGGAAAACUUCCUUCUCCAAUUUAAAAUGGAUGCUUGUUCCACCGAAGAAAGGAAGAGGGACUUUGAGAAAAUCUUUGCCUACUAUGAUGUUAGUAAAACUGGAGCCCUUGAAGGCCCAGAAGUGGAUGGAUUUGUCAAAGACAUGAUGGAACUUGUCAAGCCCAGCAUCAGCGGAGUGGACCUUGAUAAGUUCCGGCAGAUCCUCUUGCGUCACUGUGAUGUGAAUAAGGAUGGAAAAAUUCAGAAGUCUGAGUUGGCUUUGUGUCUUGGGCUAAAAAUCAACCCAUAAUUCCCAGACAGCUUUGCCUUUUGCUCUUGUCAUGUUUCUGUGCUUCUGCUGGUAGAAUUGUAUCUGUGCUCUCACGAGGAUGCAGUAGGCAUACCUUCUAAUAGAAUGGUGUGGUAGUCUUCGGCAAGGGAGGGAUGCUAGGGCUUUCCUUCCAAUGUACUCCCACCUCACUGAAAGCCCCCCGAGGCCAUGUCGGUGUUAUUUUCUCCUUGACCCUGGGGCUUUCCUGUGCCCCCAGAGACUCAGCUAACCUGUUGGAUCUGCUCUGCUUGUCCUUCCUUAGUCUUGUUGUGGGCUUUCUGCUGAGUCUGAAUGGGUUUUGGUGUCUGUGGCUAUCUUGUGACCUCUACAAAUGGCUUUUGAUGUGGAAAUAAACUUGCAGCUGGAAACAAAGAUGCACUGGCAAUUGCUUUUGUGUUGUGACCUUUGAAAUGUCCCACUCGAUGGUUUGACAGACAAACUAGCUCUCUAACUGAUGGGCUGAACAAGUUGAAGGGUAUCCCUAAUGGAACUCACACCACCCAGCCUUCAGAAGCCCUCGAAUAGCCUCACCAAGGCUGAAAGGAGGAGUCACACUAAUCACUUAUAUUCAUCGGAUGGAGGAUACCAGAACACUCA
Molecule: messenger RNA, 1485 nt
Organism: Loxodonta africana (African savanna elephant)
Lineage: Eukaryota; Metazoa; Chordata; Mammalia; Proboscidea; Elephantidae
Gene: SCGN
Product: secretagogin, EF-hand calcium binding protein
Exons: 11
Coding region: 37-867 (276 amino acids)
Biological process (GO): regulation of presynaptic cytosolic calcium ion concentration; regulation of long-term synaptic potentiation
Cellular component (GO): terminal bouton; nucleus; synapse
Molecular function (GO): calcium ion binding
Source: RefSeq, a predicted model, not a curated record